Aethalodelphis obliquidens (Pacific white-sided dolphin) is the source of this 1440-nucleotide messenger RNA. It is a transcript of the gene PLN, whose product is annotated as phospholamban. Gene Ontology annotation, molecular function: ATPase inhibitor activity. Gene Ontology annotation, cellular component: sarcoplasmic reticulum; membrane. The transcript is spliced from 2 exons. The coding region runs from base 172 to 330 and encodes 52 amino acids. Gene Ontology annotation, biological process: negative regulation of ATPase-coupled calcium transmembrane transporter activity; negative regulation of calcium ion import into sarcoplasmic reticulum; negative regulation of heart rate. The record is from RefSeq and is a predicted model, not a curated record. Lineage: Eukaryota; Metazoa; Chordata; Mammalia; Artiodactyla; Delphinidae.
CUUUCCAGCUAAACGCCGGAUAAUACUUCAUACAACUUACAAUAUUCUAUAUUGUGAUCAUCACAACAGCCAAGACAACCUAAAAGAAGACAGUGAUCUCACACUUGGCUGGCAGCUUUUUAUCUUUCUCUUGACCGUUUAAAACUUCAGGCUUCCUGCCGUCCUGGUGUCAUGGAUAAAGUCCAAUACCUCACUCGCUCUGCUAUAAGAAGAGCUUCAACCAUUGACGUGCCUCAACACGCACGUCAAAAUCUCCAGAACCUAUUUGUCAAUUUCUGUCUCAUCUUAAUAUGUCUCUUGCUGAUUUGCAUCAUCGUGAUGCUUCUCUGAAGUUCUGCUGCAAUCUCCAGUGCUGCAACUUACCACCAUCAGCUUAAAAUCUAUCAUCCCAUGAAGAAGGGAAAACAAUACUACAUAAGAGACCACUUCCUAAGUAGAAGAAUUUCUUUGUGAAAAGGUCAAGAUUUGGAACAAAACAAAUUGUUAGCAAAUGUAUUCAUCUGCUGGAUGUUGUAAACAUAAAAAGGGCUUUAUUUUAAAAAAUUAACUUUAAAAUGACUAUAAUGUAACUGCUAAUUUUCUCAAAAGAGCUUAUAAGUUUCUAUCCCAAAUCUUUCCUAAGGAUGAACUGGGGUUUAAUUUUGAAAUUGCACUGCUAACAAGUUCACUUCAUAUAUAAAGUAUUAGCUUCACUCUUUGGGGGUAAAUAUAAUUUAUACUGUACUGUAAAAGCCUCUUUGAUGUUUAUUAAGUAUUUUUCAGGUCUUUACCAAAUAUAUCAAAAUAAUCAUUCAAAUGAAAUGUCAUCAUUUGAAACAGCCCUAACAUCUGUUAUCUUUACUAUCAUCAUACAGAAGUCUUUGUAGUAAUUCUAUCAGAACCUACAUUCUAAAAUAGAAAUUACGUUUUUUGUAUACUACUCUAAUAUUUUAAGUUUAUGUGAAUCAAGUUAAAAAAAACAAGAUCAUACCCUUACAUAAGUAAAAUUUAACUAAUUUUUUCAAAGAAUUACAGAAUUUUAGCACAUGUAGGUAAACUGUAAAUCUGUUCUCUCUAGGACUUUAUGAUCAAUAGACAAGAACUGUUGGUUAAUUUAACAUCUGACAUUGUGAUUAGCCAUAAAUACUAAUACACUAAUAGAACAGAAUCAACCUUAAUUUAAGGCACUAUAGCUAAUUAUCUGAGUUAGAGCACAUAACUGCCACACUGUAUCUCUGGAAUCAUGAAAUUUUAAGACAUCAGAAUGAUUUUACAGGUGGUCUUCUGUUCUAAUCUCACACUCAAUGUAGGCAAGGAACAGAAUAAAAGAAAAAAUAUUAUUUCCAGCAUUAAAAAAUAAAAUUUUUAACUAUCUCUCCAAAAUUAACAAAUUCUUUGAUUAAAUUUUGAAAUGAACUUUUUUUUUUUUUUUGUGGUAUGCGGGCCUCUCACUGUUGUGGC